Messenger RNA from Lactuca sativa (garden lettuce), 597 nucleotides. The record is from RefSeq and is a predicted model, not a curated record. NCBI's taxonomy places the organism in Eukaryota, Viridiplantae, Streptophyta, Magnoliopsida, Asterales, Asteraceae.
AUGUAUGGAAUUCCAGUUCCAAGGUAUGCAUUAGUAAAUAGGGACAAACCAUAUCAAGAUUCGGAGUAUUUUGUUGAGGAAGAAGAUUUUGUUGAGGUUCAUGGGCAGCGAUUUUGGAAGCCUUUUGUAGAGAAGCCUGUUUAUGGUGAUGAUCACAACAUAAUGAUAUAUUACCCAAGUGCAGCAGGGGGUGGUAUGAAAGAAUUGUUUAGAAAGAGCAAGGUUAAGGAUCUUGAACUAAAGGGGCAUACAAAUAGUGUAGAUCAGUUAUGUUGGGAUCCUAAACAUGCCCACUUGAUUGCCACUACUUCAGGUGACAAGAAUGUUUGUCUAUGGGAUGUCUGCAGUGGAAAAUGUUCACAGCAAGCAGAACUCAGUGGGGAGAACAUUAACAUUACCUAUAAACCAGACGGGACUCAUGUAGCAGUUGGGAACCGGGAUGAUGAACUGACAAUACUGGAUGUUCGAAAAUUCAAACCCAUCCAUAAAUGCAAAUUCAACUAUGAGGUAAAUGAGAUUGCAUGGAACAUGAGUGGGGACAUGUUCUUCUUGACUACACUCCCCUCUGGUGCUGGUAACCCUAGCCUUGCACUGUAG